Molecule: messenger RNA, 1547 nt
Organism: Diorhabda carinulata
Lineage: Eukaryota; Metazoa; Arthropoda; Insecta; Coleoptera; Chrysomelidae
Gene: Kal1
Product: anosmin-1
Exons: 7
Coding region: 25-1437 (470 amino acids)
Biological process (GO): neuron differentiation
Cellular component (GO): cell surface; extracellular region
Molecular function (GO): protein binding; peptidase inhibitor activity
Source: RefSeq, a predicted model, not a curated record
UCUUAGUAGGCGCCGCGUGCCGAGAUGAUAUUGAGAACGGCAAUUUUUCGGAGAGUCGGAGUGCAAAGACUAAUAGCAGUGAGCUUAGGCGCUUUUAUCGUCGCGACGAGCGUCCUACAAGGAGCUUUCGGUAGGAUGAGAUCCUGGUAUGGGCAUCAGGAACCACUAGUCGUCGCUAGGUGCGAAAUUAGUUGUUGGAAUGAAGACAACAGAAAUGCUUGUGUGAAGAACUGUCUCAACAGAGGAUUGCCCAAACCGGGGAAUUGUCCAGAUAAAGAUGCUCACUUUACACCGUUCCCUCAAAUUUGCCAAAAGGAUUCACAAUGUGGCGGAAUUACGAAAUGCUGUCAUUUCUGCUGCCAAACACCGACCAAUUUGGAUGUUGUUGAAGGUUUGCCUAGUAAACCCGAAGGACCGAAAGUAAUCGAAGGUCGCCGGAAACGGACAGUACAUAUCGAAUGGUCCAGCUUAGAACCAAAUAUGGAACUUGGAAAUAUACUCUAUCUCAUUGAAGAACGACACCAUACCGGAGAUUUCUUCAACUCGAAUAAUUUCAGCCAGUGGUCACCCUGUUCAAAAUCGAUCAAAAAUAAUCGGUUGUUGAGGCAUUUUGUGAAACCUGGAAAAUGGUAUCAGUUCAGAGUAGCGGCUGUUAAUGAAAAUGGAACUAGGGGAUAUUCAGAUGGUUCUUUACCCUUCAGGGUAUCAACAACUCCCAAGCCUCCGAAGGCUCCACAAAAUGUCACAGUGAGCCCUUUAGUCCAAACAAAUGGAAGUUUGACAGCUAUCAUGAGAUGGUCCCCACCAAUAUCAGACUUACCAAUCGAAAGAUACAAAGUAUUCUGGAGUAGAAGACUACAAGGAACCAAAGCGUUGGAUUCGGUUUUAGUUCAUCAACAAGUGUUACCCAAGAAUACUACCCACUUCACGCUUCGUGAUCUUCAGCCUCAUUCACAAUAUUUUCUUCAAGUGCAAGGUAUUUUACAAUAUGGGAAAGAACGACUUAAUGGAGAAAAAUCUGGAUUGGUACUCAAUACUACGGAUUUUGUGAACGAAAAAGAUAACACAUUGGAUCUAGGAAAAUCGAACGCGUACAAAAUCGAGGGUCUUCGAUUGCAAAAACUCACCUGGAAUAAGGGUAAAUUAAAGGCAAAAAUCAUCUGGAAUCCCUCCAGAGAAUAUGCUAAAUAUAGUGUGACAUGGUGGGCUACACCAUGUGAUGGACGAAUGAAUGCCUUCAAACAUUUAAAAGUAGCCGCAAUGACAAAGGAUACUUAUUUUGAUCUCAUCGAUCUUCAAUUCAAUUGUCGGUACAAAGUGAGCGUCAAAAUUGUAUCGCCAGAUGAAGCUAAAUCUAAACACAACACUUUUGUAACCUUUACUACACCGAAAUGCAGCGAAUUUAAAGAAAACCAUAAAAAAGUUAGAUGUACAUAAAUGUCAGUUACGACUUUGUUGUUAAAUAAUGUUAAAUGUGAUAAUUUGUUUAUGUACCUAUACAUAAUACUUUAAGAGACGUGUUACUUAUCUUUUAAAUAAAUAAUAUU